CACCUCUGUCAAAGAUGCAGGUUUGCCUGCAUUGGCACGAUGUAGCGUCUCUCUCAAUGUUCCACCUUACGCCACCUAGUGGUUUGCAGCAUGCCAACACUCGAGUGUUAAUGAGGCUUGAGUGUGUCUACUUUGUUGUCUACCUUGUUAAAAGACGUCUUUCCACUCUUUGUCUCCUCAGCUCGUCCCAAUCCUCAUCGUCCCGAUCCCUCGCAGACUCCAGAUUCUGGCAUGGAGCUUCCCAGUGGAAUGGUGCCUCGGCCCGGCGACAUCCCCUACCUCAUAGUUGGUAUCGUCCUGGGAGCGUUUGUUUUCAUCAUUGUCGCCUUCAUCCCCUUCUGCCUGUGGAGGGCCUGGGCCAAACAGAAGCAAACUGCCGACUUGUGUUUCCCCGCUGUGGCCUCCUCAGUGUCCCCCUGCCAGUACACCAUGGUCCCCCUGCAGGGACUGGCCCUGGUCGGUCACUGCCCCCUGGACGCCCACAUGACCGCUCCACACGGCGUCUACCCCGUCAAUGGAGAAUACACUGCCAACGGCAAACCUCACCACCAGACACACCGUCUGCCGGGCCUGCAGCAGAAUGAGGUGGACUGUGACAUGGAGUGUGACACUCUGUUACCGCAGACUUUGUCAAAUGGACAUCUGCCCGUCUACCACUACUCCACCAGUGGAUCAGAUCACCACGAACAGACGUGCUUUCCUCCCGAUGUCUCCACUCUCCAGCUCCUCGACUCUCACCAGCACUUCAGCUCACAGGAGGAGCUGGGUGGCGACGACGACAGCGUCUGUGGGGACGAAGAUAAAUCGGACGACGACGUCACUCAAAAGCCAACAUCUUUCCCUCUGUUAUCUCUCGAGGACGAAGGGAUCUUCACCACGUCCUCCUCGAGCGCCACGACGCCGGAGUCGCACGACACGGCGAUACAGGAAGUGAACAUCCUCCCAAACGAAGCGACGCCAGAGGACGAAGGGAGAGGCACCGCAACAGAUGUAUAAGAGACUGUCGAACAAACAAAAACAAAAACAGAAGAAAAUAUUUAUUUUUGUAUCACAGAUAUUUAUGUAUUUAUGCGUUUGUACAUAACUGUAUGAUUAUACUGUAUAUAAGGUUAUUUUCAUAUUGAAAGAAAAGACUCUUCAUGCAGCGCCCUCUCAUUUCACCUUGUAGACAAAGGGAGAACCAUGUGGUGACACUGAUGUUAUCGCCACCGUCAUGUUUUAGUCUCUCCUCCUCACGUCAUUCCCCCGUAGAGACCUUCGCCCUUUUAGUGUUUUUCGGAUUUUAGGGACUUUUAGCUUUACAGAAACAAAAGGGACCACUCAAACCAGUCCAGUGCUGUAAAUUACGAGGUGCUUCUUCACCGUUUGCUUUAUCGAGACACGACUCUGCCCUCCGUCUGUCGCCGUGUAUAGCCGUAACACAAGCGUAUUAAGCGUCGCUCAUCAUUAACAAAAAACUAUUAACAAGUGUAUGCAACGUAAAUCUGUUUUUUUUAAUUAGUGUACAAGAGAUUAUAUAUAUAUAUAUAUUGUAUAGUUAUUUAUUUUUUUAAUGUUAUGUUAUAUUUUUAAAAGUCACUGGGAGAGAUUCUGGAAAAACGAAAAAUCUUUUAACUCAGUCAUUGAUAAGCUGAACUUCUCUCGAUACUGCAACCACUUGUGUUUUACUCAUUUUGCUGGUUACCAAAUGACAGCCAGGUGAGGGCGCUGUGACAGGUGUGUGUCAGUAUUAUUCCUCCCUCACAGGUCGGUGCUUAAGUAUCUGCAAUCAAAAUGAAGGAGAUCCUGAAUCUACACUCCCCCCCCCUCUCCCCUUACCUCCUCUUUUUGUUUUGUUUUAAACUAUAGCUGUUUUUAUGGUUGCACAUGCUGGAGCACUAUUGCAUGUAAAUAAAGGCUUAUGAAAUUGA
Solea senegalensis (Senegalese sole) is the source of this 1910-nucleotide messenger RNA. Its product is annotated as brother of CDO-like. The transcript is spliced from 5 exons. Lineage: Eukaryota; Metazoa; Chordata; Actinopteri; Pleuronectiformes; Soleidae. The record is from RefSeq and is a predicted model, not a curated record. The coding region runs from base 232 to 996 and encodes 254 amino acids.